GAAGAAGCUUUUGAUCAAAUACGAGAACGAUGGCGAGCUUAGCAUCCCCUUCGCUUUCCACUCUGCGUUUCAGCACCGAUUUAACGUCGGCGGCGUUGGUGUCCUUUCCGGUUCGGGUUGCGAUUCCGGCGGGGCAGAGGAAGGUCGGAAUGAGAGUGAUGGCGGUGGCGAAGUUCAAGGGGACGCAGAUGAGGGAGAAGCGUCUGACGGAGAUGAUCGAGAAGAAGGUUCUGGAAGCCAAGGAGGUUUGCGGCGAGGGAGAUCCGAUCACGGACGAGUGCAAGGUGGCGUGGGACGAGGUGGAGGAGGUGAGCCAAGCCAAGGCCGAUCUCAGGCUCAAGCUCAAGGACAGUGAUCCUCUCGAGUCGUUUUGUCAGGAUAAUCCUGAGACCGACGAGUGCCGAAUCUAUGAAGAUUGACUCGUGCCACCAUCUCCAUCGUUAUAUUAUUAUAUAUUGGGUUGCUGCUCUGCUCAGAUUUAUUUUAAGUAGGAUUAAUUAGCAUGAUGAAUGUGUAAGUUUGAUGUAUUAGUUUAUAGUUUUGUGCCCCGAUUGUGCUAUCUAACUAUUAUUAUGUGUUGUGGAUUUGUGUUUCUUAUACAAUGGCAUUGCCAAUGUCUCUAGCUUUUGAUGUCAAGCAAUUAGUGAGUAACCAAUAUUACCAACAUAGCUGAAACUAGAAAGAAAGCUUACAAAAAAGAUUCAGAUUUUCUGUUUGGAUUU
This is a messenger RNA of Fragaria vesca subsp. vesca, 722 nucleotides long. Its product is annotated as calvin cycle protein CP12-3, chloroplastic-like. Lineage: Eukaryota; Viridiplantae; Streptophyta; Magnoliopsida; Rosales; Rosaceae. The record is from RefSeq and is a predicted model, not a curated record. The transcript has a single exon. Gene Ontology annotation, biological process: negative regulation of reductive pentose-phosphate cycle. Bases 30 to 419 code for a protein of 129 amino acids. Gene Ontology annotation, cellular component: chloroplast.